Pristis pectinata (smalltooth sawfish) is the source of this 1839-nucleotide messenger RNA. RefSeq names its product PWP1 homolog, endonuclein (gene pwp1). Gene Ontology annotation, biological process: rRNA processing. The transcript is spliced from 15 exons. The record is from RefSeq and is a predicted model, not a curated record. Bases 295 to 1647 code for a protein of 450 amino acids. Gene Ontology annotation, molecular function: protein binding. Gene Ontology annotation, cellular component: nucleus. Lineage: Eukaryota; Metazoa; Chordata; Chondrichthyes; Rhinopristiformes; Pristidae.
UCACAGACCAGCCGCCGCUGCCCGACCCGCCGAGGUCCCCGGGCGCGGCCCGAGGGUCAGUCACCAAGGCGACGGGCUGAAGGGCCGGGGGUGCGGUGCGGAAACCGGCCGAGGGGCGGGCGCCGCGCCACGCCGGAAGUGCCUGGGUCCGGGAGUGACGUCGGUUCCGGCCGGUUACCGGGCAGCGAUGAGCCGUUCGCACACGUGCGGUCGCCUGGGUCCCGCGGGGGGCGGCCCGGGAAACCCCGGAGAAGGUUACCCUGACUAAACAGGAGCUGGAACAAUUAAUCAUCAAUGCAAAAGAAGAAUUUGAGGACCAGGAGCUGGAAGAUGAACAGACAGCAGAGAGAAGUGAGGAGGUCACUCCUGCCUCUGACACUGAGACUCCAGCGGGGAGAGAGGGAGGAGGAGCGGGAUGAUGACCUGGCAGAGUAUGACCUGGAUGGAUAUGAUGAGGAGGAUGGUGGAGUGAACCUUGGAGAUAGUCUGGGGGGCCUCACAGUCUAUGCCAGCAAUGAAGAUGACCCCUACGUCACUCUUAAAGAUACAGAUCAAUAUGAAGAUGAAGAUUUUAAAAUCAAAUCGAGUGACAACCUAAUAGUGGCGGGGAAAGUGGAGAAAGAUUGCAGCAUCCUUGAGAUAUACGUUUAUAAUCAGGAGGAGCAGAGCCUCUACGUACAUCAUGACGUUCUGCUUCCUGCUUACCCACUUUGUGUUGAGUGGCUCAACUUUGAUCCAAAUCCAGAGAAGCCAGUGGGGAAUUAUGCUGCGGUGGGCAACAUGACCCCGGUGAUCGAUGUGUGGAACCUGGAUGUGGUCGACUGUCUGGAGCCUGUCUUCAGCCUUGGACGGGAGGCACCAACGAAGAAAAGGCGGAAGGGGCCAGAGUCGGGACCAGAGGGACACACUGAUGCGGUUCUGGACCUUUCCUGGAACAGACAUGUCAGGACUGUUCUGGCCAGUGCAUCUGCUGAUGAGACUGUGAUUCUCUGGGAUAUGUGCCAGAAGAAACCUGUGACCUGCCUCACCUCACACACAAACAAGGUGCAGACUCUUCGCUGGCAUCCGUUUGAAGCACAGACACUCCUCUCUGGCUCGUUUGACAAGUCUGUCAUUCUGUACGACUGUCGGAAUCCGAAGGAGAGCCAUCGUAGUUGGAGGUUCAGUGGUGAAGUUGAGCGAGUGGUGUGGGAUCAUUUUUCACCCUGUAACUUCUUGGUCAGCACAGAGGACGGUUUUGUGUAUUGUUUGGAUGCUCGGUCAGAGAAACCACUUUUCACACUCAAGGCUCAUGAUGGAGAAGUAACGGGUCUGGAGCUCAGCAGCCAGGUCAAAGGCUGCUUGGUGACAUCAUCUUCUGAUAAACACGUGAAGAUCUGGGAUAUUUUGGGGAAUAAACCAAGUCUAAUACAUUCCAGAGAUAUGAAAAUGGGUGUGGUGUUUUGUGCAGCGUGCUGUCCAGACUCGCCAUUCAUCUACUCAUUCGGGGGACAGAAGGGAGGUCUCCGCACCUGGGAUGUCAGCCAUGUAUCUGCAGUGAACACCGCUUUUGGAUCUCGCGAGCGAUUACAAGUAGCUGCACCUUUGAGUUCACCAGCCGCUGGUUCUGCAGAUUGCAGUGUGACAGAUGUUGCAAUGGAGUCCUAGCUUCAAUAACAAAGGGUCACCUCAACAUCAGCCUUUCAACUCCUCUGAGAUGGAGAUGGCCUUGGACAGUAUUGGUCAAAGAAAAUUAUGAAUAUGAAUUAGUUUGUUUUAUUCUAUUUUACAAAUCAGAUGUUUCAUGUAAUGUUCUGGUACUUGUUACAAUAAAGUUAGACGACGCAUAUUCCUGUACAA